Molecule: messenger RNA, 471 nt
Organism: Necator americanus (New World hookworm)
Lineage: Eukaryota; Metazoa; Nematoda; Chromadorea; Rhabditida; Ancylostomatidae
Exons: 1
Coding region: 1-471 (156 amino acids)
Source: RefSeq, a predicted model, not a curated record
AUGCAAGCAGAUGUGGAUCUCUUCGAGACCUCGAACGGGAAUCAGGGUGGACGGACAGCCGAUAGGAUUGUCGAUGAGUUCUGUUACCUGGGCUAUAUGCUGAAGAACAACUGCAGCUACGAGAGAGAUGUUCAUCAAAGAUGUGCUAAGGCCACUUCUGCAUUUAACUCCUCAACGAAAUGCUUGUGGUCGGCCCCCAUCACCAACGAAGUCGAGCUGCGAGUCUACCUAUCUGCAAUUCGCCCCAUCAUGAUGUACGGAUUGGAGACUUGGGCAGCACCAUCUACAGUGAAGGAGAGGCUUGAUUGCACGGAACGAAAGCUGCUUAGACGGCUACUUGGCUACUCUUGGCCUAGGGUAUGCCCACUUGGAAGAUACCAACAUCUUGCACCGCCAUCGAAAGUGGCUAAAGUAUAUCGUCUUAGCUCCUUUGGUCAUAUAUUAAGGAGACGGGCAGAUCGCCCUGUUUAA